AUGUCGGACUACAAGGUGUCCGCAGCACUGGACGUUCCGCGACGCACGUUGCGCAAUUGGAUGUCCCAAAGACACGAGAUUCUAGCAUACGAUGGUAACUUAAAGAAUAUGAAGCUUGAGCCUGGUGGAAGAUACGAGGUCUUUCCAGACCCGCCAGGACUCAUCGAGUUCAUAAACCGUGUCCGUGACAACGAGCGCGCCCUCACGACAACGCAUCUCGACUUGUCGAUCAAGGCCAACCAGCGUGAGUGGUUGAACAACUACCUUGCCACCAAGCAAGAGUCGACGUCGUAUGACUCUCUCCUCCGCCUGCUCCAGCACUUCUGCGAUCGUCACGGCUUCUCCCGUCAGCGUCCCACCAAGAACAAGGUCAAGCAAGCCGAUAUUGCGGAGGUGCAGAGCGACUUCGCCGCGGAGUUCCACCGCGAGUACAUUGCGUACGGCAAGGAGUGCGUGUACAACGUUGAUGAAACUGGCAUCUUAUACGACAUGCCUCGGUGGUCGAGACUAUGUCUCCAAGCCAUUUCUUUCCGCCUAUGUGGACGCCAACUACGCUAUGUGCCCUGA
Aphanomyces astaci is the source of this 567-nucleotide messenger RNA. RefSeq lists its product as hypothetical. The record is from RefSeq and is a predicted model, not a curated record. The coding region runs from base 1 to 567 and encodes 188 amino acids. Lineage: Eukaryota; Oomycota; Saprolegniomycetes; Saprolegniales; Verrucalvaceae. The transcript has a single exon.